This is a messenger RNA of Amoebophrya sp. A25, 3142 nucleotides long. NCBI's taxonomy places the organism in Eukaryota, Dinophyceae, Syndiniales, Amoebophryaceae. The record is from the annotation of a GenBank genome assembly.
GUGGAGAACUACUGGGAAACACAAUUGAAGAUGUCUACACCAAUAUUGCUUGACGUUCCACAGUCAAGUGCGUGGAAGUUACUCAACGCAGAAUCCUUAGUGACGGACCCCGUCGAGGAUGCAAAUAGAGACAUCGUGAACAACGGCAUCCCUGGUGGCGUAGAGGUUGCUGAGAGUCUAAGAGAAAAGUAUCGUAGUCCUAGACGGCGGCUGAAGCAAGAUGCGUGGAUAAGAAAACAGGAAUGGCUGUGUGAACGGUUACGGUAUAGUAGGAAUGAUAGUUGUACUAAUGAUCUUCUUCAAGUAGAUGAGCAACAAGGGAAGAAUUACAGUGGACCACAAGGUCGUCAAGGAGAACCUUCAUCUUCGAAGACAGUGAAGAUUUCUGAUGGAGCAAGGAGAAAGCUUGGAGGUCGUGAAGAUGGAAAAGCAGAAGAACAAAAUCCACGUGAUUGUGAAGCAGGUUUUCUCGACUCUCUAUACAGCAGUACCAACAUCUUCAAUCUCCGUGGUGAUGUGACAACUUCGUCCGAGGAAUCGAAACUGAAGCCAACUUCCUUUCCCACAAUAACCGACUCAUCAGAGAAAGGAAAGCUUAGUCCGAUGAUAAAAAGCAAGUCUAAGGGAGUCAACGAUCACCUGGCCUCAGAAGAAGACGAAGAAACCAAUCAUGGAGUAAUUCUGCGUGCAGCAAAAACAAGUUUUGGGAAUGUCAGGGCCGUUCGGCCAGAGCACUCUCUUUGGGGAACCGAGAACCCCUAUGAUUUUUGGACCGACUUCGUAGACGAGGAAUACUUAGCUUCUCCCCUAACCGACUACGCAGAAGACCAUAAAGACACGGUGUUUGAACGCAUUUUUGACGUAAUAGGCGUGCAGACCAGGUUUUACGUGGAGAUCGGCACUGGUCUCGGCACCGAGUGCAAUUCGAGAUAUUGGCGGGUCCUGAGGGGAUGUUAAGGCUUGUAAAAGUAUUCGAAAACUCAAAAUAACCGAGUUACUGACUGAAAUAUGAGGGUCUUGACUAGUACACUCCUCUUCUUUCAGUAUCUCCCUUAUUUUCCAUAGUUACUCGGUUAUUUCAGUUUAUCGAAUAGUAAAACUUAAACUAACUGUCUUACAUGAUCAGUCCGCCACAGCAAGAGCUACAAGAAGGACGUGUCGUGUCCAAUCAUCACGUGAAAGAAAUAUUUGGAAUUAGUAUUCUAGAAUGAAAAAAAACCUAAAGGAAGUACGAAAAAUCAUGGAUCAUGCACGAUGAGCAAAGUAGUUUGUAUCACCUGCUCUACUACUUGCUUCUAAACUCCGGACGGCAUAAUGGGUGACGCAACUGGGGAGUUACCGCAGAUAGGCUUAGGCCAGGAAAUGGUGAACCCUGAUACAAUUGUAGACUGGAUGCGGAGUCAUAAGGUUCCUUCAACGUUUGACCUGCUUUCUAUCGAUGUCGACUCCUUCGACUGGCACUUGAUGCGCGCAGUGCUGUUGAGUGGAGAAUUUUUGCCCAGAGUGAUCGUUGUGGAGCAUACAAGACACGCACAUCCAACGAAUGCGAGAUACUAUUAUGGAAAGGAGGAAUUUGAAAGUGUUGUAUCGCGGGGUGUUCUUUGACUACUCAGAUUUUCGAUCAUGCAUUCUUCCUGCACGACGACCAGUUGUUCAUUCAAUCACAAGUGGAGAUUCUUCGUUGCUUAAUAGACAAUAUUACUCCGAGGACUUAUCCCUUUUAAUUCCACUCGCGCUACUGGAAUGCGACAAAAACAGCUAGAGCAGACGGCAAACGUGACGGCUACGGACGAGGCAUCUAUCAGUAUUGGAAGCACUAUGGCGCGAGUCUGGCGGCCUUUCUAGACCUCGGGAAGGCUUUCAACUACGAUUUGGUGUACUACUGCGACACUGACUUGGUUUUUGUCGCAAGGGAUUCCUAUUAUCAAGGUGGGCUGAAGAAGCAACUUGUAGUUCUUGCGGACGAAAGUGACGGCAUUGAUGACCUCCAAAGACAGAUUAUAGAUGAAGGUGGUGAACAACAAAGUACCUCUUCAUCAUCUUCUGCAGUAGCAUAUCUUGAACCUACAUCCAGGGCUGCCAGUAGACGACGUCGUAGGAGAAGACCACGAUCAAGAAGUUCUAAAACAAGUGGUGAAGCCACUUCCUACUGGACAGGAGAUUCUGGCAUAGUAGUCGGAGUUGGAGAACCUGGUGUAAAUGGGAUAUCUCAAGUGUUCCUCGACAAAAACGAUCCGGGCGUACUGUGGGAGGUGUUUGAUGCAGAACUACUAGUACUUGGAAGUUCAUCUACUUCGAAUGAGACUCGAACUAGUCCAACUUCUAGUACUUCAGAGGUGCCACCACGCAGGGAGAGGACGUCUGAAGACUACGAAGAAUCUCCCACCGUAACAACUUCAGACUCGUCUUCAUCUUCCGCCUCUUCAAAAAGGACUCCAAAAUCCGUCAUGCCUGCGAUGGGGUCGUUAUCCUACGACAUUAGACGUGCUGUGGGUGUUUCUGAUGGUCGUCGACCACGCUUCCUAGGUGUAAACGACAUCCAGCAGUUGUGCGUUUUUUAAGGACAAGAUGAUAACAAAAGACAGUCCUAUAAUUUCUUCUGAAAAAGAACUCAAAUCUCCUUAUGAUCCCUUGUGGUCCUUCUGUUUCAGUGUCUCCCUCUUCUAUUUCUGCUUCCCUCUUCCUUGACCUCCCUCUGCCUCCUUCUUGUCCCAUUCUCCUGCUUCUUUCCUCUAAUCCUUAUACCAGCAAAGUGCGAGGGCCGUGGCGCGUUCGAGGACGUAUCAAAAAGACGAGUCCUACUGCUUCUCGGACUCCUUAGCUUGGUCUCCAGAUGAAGUAUUACUGAAUUACUGGCCUCAUCCCCAGACACACUUUACUCCUGAAGAUUUAAGAGAUCCAAAUGUUAGGAUCUGAGGAAGACCGGAGGAAGAGGAAGAAGAUUUUCAGCUAUCUCUCAGAGUGCUUACUGCAAAUGUUAAUGUUGCUUUUUUUUGCAGGUUGAAUUCGAUCACACACCAAAGACAAGUAUCUGAGUUUCCAAAGAGUCAAUAAAUAUGCCUUUAUUACCGGUUACCGCUUGUUCUUCGAGCACGAAGGAAUUACGACGAGAAGAUAUCGAGAACAAAUUUAUAAACUUCAU